Messenger RNA from Peniophora sp. CBMAI 1063, 1722 nucleotides. NCBI's taxonomy places the organism in Eukaryota, Fungi, Basidiomycota, Agaricomycetes, Russulales, Peniophoraceae. The record is from the annotation of a GenBank genome assembly.
AUGGCUGCCAUCUUUGAUCCAAGCCUUCUCAGCUCUCCUCCCUUUGUCGUGGGCUCGCAUCUGCCCGCCCCGGCGCCGCGUUCAAACAUUGCCUAUGACCGUGCGAAAGCUAUCGCCCUGGCUUCAGGUUUGGAUCUCGAUGAUAUCUGUUCACUCAAACCCAAGUUCUGGGAGCUUCACCUGCAUCCAGUCUUACAACGAGAUGGGGCAGCCAUGACAUUGCUCACGAUUCAAUACAAUCUGGUCAUAGGCACAAUCGGACGCUACGCUCAGCGGCAACCCUACCUUCUAUCGCUCAUGAAAGAUCUCCUGAAGUAUCGCGUACACGGCCAGUUCCUGCUCACUGAACUGGGCCACGGACUCGAUGCGAAGAAUCUAGAGACGACGGCAACACUACUUCCAUCGGGAGGGUUCAACUUAUCAUCUCAUACACCGAGGGCAGCAAAGUUCAUGCCCCCCACUAUACCGGCCGGGGCUCCGACUAUCGGUGUGGUGUUUGCUCGCCUGCUUGUUGAUGCCGAAGAUCGAGGCAUUCGCCCCUUCAUCGUGACCUUGAAUGACGGCGUACACAUGACGCCGGGCGUGACAGCUAAAGCCAUGCCCCCUCGAGGAGGCACCCAGAUAGUGAACCAUGCCCUUACGUCGUUCGACAACGUUCAACUUCCUGCCACCGCCAUCCUCGGCUCUCUGGACGAGGCGGAAGACUUUUCAGGGCUGAUCACGCGUGUGGCAGUAGGUUCUCUGGCCCUCAGCCUCGUCUGCGUGAGCGUGAUAUCCACAUGUGCCACCAUUGGUUUCAUGUACAGUCGACGACGCACUGUGACGGGCGUCACAGGUGGUCAGAUACCCAUCUUUUCCUUCGUCACCCAGCAAAAGCCCAUUGCUCUCGCCGUUGCCCAAGCCUUCGUAUUCAAGGCUCUGGCGAAAUGGGCUUCCUCAUUCUUUGCGGAUGCAACGGUUGACCUACGUAUACGGCACGGAGUCGCUGCCGCGUCAAAAGCCGUGAUCACUCGGCGAGCUACGGAGGCGUGUCUUUCGAUCUCGGAACGCUGUGGGGCCCAAGGACUAUUUGGAGACAAUCAGAUGGCGGCGUUGUUUAAUGACGUUAGGAUGGUCAUCGUCGCCGAAGGGGACGUCCUCGUUCUUUGCAUCCGUUUGACGAUGGAGUUACUUCUUGGAAAAUACAGACUUCCGCCUUCCACGCACCCUGAAAGUGCGCUCGCGCAACAUGAAGCCGCACUGUUCGCCGAACUGUCCAGCAUCCUAUCCACUGCCUCUCACCAUCGCGACCCGGAAGUCAGCCGCCGUAUUCUUCCGCAUUGUCAGACUUUUGUUGGCGCUAUUGGUGAUCGCAUGGCCUACGAUGCUGCACUCGACGCGGGGGUUAUGCCUUCAUUGCUCGAUCUAUACGUUAGCGACGCUAUCCAGCGCGAUGGAUCAUGGUACUCCGAGCAGGCCGGAUUGAGCCGUAGUGAGCAGAGUGCGGCAGUACAAGCUGCACUUAAUGCGGUGCUGCCUCAGAUGGAAAGUCUCGUCGACGAUUUGGGAGUGCAGCCUUAUCUAACAGCACCAAUUGUGUCCGAGAAAACAUGGGCCCGAUUCGACAGUGCUCUGCCGACCUAUACAUCAUCUCAUAGCAGGGAUGGUGAUGCCACUGAUGGUGUCGAGCCCACCGUAGGCAGUAGAACACUAUCUCGAGAUCGUCUAUCGACGCGCCUGUAG